AUAUAUUUUGCAUGAAGAAAAUGCAGCAGGCACCAGUGGGGCGAGCACACACACGCACGCAGGUGGAGGAUGGGAUCGGGUCACGCAGGAGGAGUUUGCGCUGCGUGGACCUGCCCUGCUCUAUGGACUGUCCGCGUCAUCUGUGGCUCAUAUCGCAGACUGAAGGUCAUUUUUAUUUUCUUUGCCACUGUUGCAUCCUCCAAUGAAUGACAUCGUCAUGUUGGUCAGAAUUAUUCUUCCCCUCUGCUUAGUGGCCUCACUCUCCAAAGUUGCGCUUGGCGUGGAAAGUGAGCUUUGUUUCCCGAUCAGACUGGAUCGUGACAAUUCUGUCAGCAGCGUGGGUGCUCUCAGUGGAAAACGUGUCCUAAAUAUACGAGCUUUCCACCAGGAUUUAGUGCUCGAUUUACAACGAGACUCCAGUUUCCUCGCUCCGUCCGUUUCCAGCCGGGACGCGUUCUGGGUUUCCGGCGGCGGCGUCACCACCGACCUGAGCCGGUGUUUUUACUCCGGAUAUGUGAACGGUGACCGCUUCUCCUACGCCGCUCUGAGCCUCUGCAAAGGCUUACAGGGCGCGUUUGGCUUCCAAAAUUGGGAAUAUUUUAUCAGCCCGGCGCACAAUGACAGUGGAACAGCAGAAAGCGCGCACAUCAUCCGGCGCAGAAGCAACCUAAAGUUGAACUCGACCUCCCGGUGCGCGGUGGAGGCUGACAUCAGCCUCCAGGUUGCGCAAUCGCUGGAUAAAUACAAGCCUGUCAAAAAUGACAGCAACGUGGCCGAAACGAUGCUGAAGAGGAUGGGGAGAGCCAAAAGGUUCGCGUCAGUUCCGAGGUUUGUGGAAACGCUGGUGGCUGCGGACGAGUCCAUGGCGCAGUUCCACGGAGACGACCUGACGCACUACCUGCUGACGCUUAUGUCGGUGGUGGCGCGGCUCUACAAACACCCCAGCAUCCUGAACUCCAUCAACAUCGUGGUGGUGAAGGUGGUAGUGCUGUCAGAUGAUGACAAAGGACCAAAGGUGUCCGGGAACGCAGCCAUGACGCUGCGAAACUUUUGCACCUGGCAGAAAAAGAUGAACAAACACAACGACAAGAACCCAGAUUACUGGGACACAGCCAUCCUCUUCACUAAGCAGGAUCUGUGCGGGGCCUCCACCUGCGACACCCUUGGCAUGGCCGAUGUCGGCACCAUGUGCGACCCCAAGAGGAGCUGCUCUGUUAUUGAAGACGACGGUCUGCCUUCAGCUUUCACCACAGCUCAUGAACUCGGACACGUGUUCAACAUGCCGCAUGAUAAUGUCAAGGCUUGUGAGGAUGUGUUUGGGAAGCUACAAGACAACCACAUGAUGUCUCCCACGCUCAUUCAGAUCAACCGCACCAGUCCCUGGUCCCACUGCAGUGCAGCUAUCAUCACAGACUUCCUGGAUAGUGGGCAUGGGGAAUGUUUGCUUGAUCAGCCUCACAAACCGCUGCUCCUCCCUGACGCGCUGCCAGGAGCGUCCUACAGCCUGGAGCGUCAGUGUGAGCUUGCAUUCGGUGAAGCCUCCAAGCCCUGUCCCUUCAUGCAGCCACCGUGUGGUCGUCUGUGGUGCACAGGAAAGUCGAACGGCCAUCUGGUGUGCAUGACCCGGCAUUUCCCCUGGGCUGAUGGCACCCAUUGUGGGGAUGGACAGGUCUGUGAGCAAGGGGUCUGCACUGACAAGUAUCAAGUCCAACAAAAGAGGGAGGACGGUCGCUGGGGAAAAUGGGGACCGUUUGGUUCCUGCUCACGCACAUGUGGAGGUGGUAUCCAGCUGUCAAAGAGGGAGUGUAACAACCCCGUUCCAUUCGGUGGUGGGAAGUACUGCCAAGGUGUGCGGGUCAAACACCGCUCCUGCAACCUGAACCCCUGUUCUGGCACAGGUAAGACUUACCGUGAAGAGCAGUGUGAAGCCAGUGGAUUUGGGUUCAGCAAUAACCGUAUCGCUCCAUCUGUGGUGUGGGUACCAAAGUACUCUGGAGUGUCCCCUGGUGAUAGGUGUAAACUCAUCUGCAGGGCUAAUGGCACCGGCUACUUCUACGUCCUGGCACCCAAGGUUGUGGAUGGAACGCCGUGCUCCCCUGACUCUACAGGAGUGUGUGUCCAAGGGAGGUGCAUUAAAGCUGGCUGCGAUGGAAAAAUUGGCUCCAAAAAGAAGUUUGAUAAGUGUGGAAUCUGUGGAGGUGAUAACAAAGGCUGUAAGAAGGUGUCAGGACUUUUCACAAAGCCUGUGCUUGGCUACAACUUUGUUGUUAUGCUGCCAGCAGGCGCAGCCAACAUAGAUAUCCGUCAGCGAGGCUACAAGGGAAUGCCAAGUGAUGACAACUACUUGGCGGUAAAGAACGCCGAUGGCCAGUACCUGCUCAAUGGGAACUAUGUGGUGUCGGCGGUGGAAAGGGACAUCAUAGUCAAAAAUAGCCUGCUCCGCUACAGCGGCACAUUGGGCCUCUCAGAGACCUUGCAGGCUGUGCAUCCUUUGGGAGAAGCACUUACUGUGGAGGUGCUGUGUGUGGGUAAGAUGACACCUCCUCGUAUCCGAUACUCCUUCUACCUCUCCCGUCAUCAAGAGAACAAGAUUUUAAAGAAGGAGGUCCAGGAGCACUUCCACAACAGCGUCCUAGCUGAAGAUGGUGUCAAAGAGAAAGAAGACCUGAAGAAGUCUUUCAGCAAGGAGGAUUCUGUUCUUGUCAAGUGGAUAUCCACAGCGUGGGACAGGUGCUCGGUGACCUGUGGGAAUGGGAUCCAGAGGAGGAUGGUGCAGUGUUUGAGGCUAGACGGGAAGCCGGGUUUGGACUGUAAUCCAAUACAACGACCCGCAGCCACCAGAGUUUGUGGAGAUCCUUGUCCCAUGUGGCAUGUUCAGGAGUGGUCACUUUGCUCCAGAACCUGUGGGAAGGGCUUCAAGAGACGGCCAUUGCAAUGCCAAACAGAAACUGGGCAUCUGCUUCCUAGAGAGCACUGCACUGGCAUACGCAAGCCACAAGAGUUGGACUUCUGUAACCUGAAGCCAUGCUAGUGUCAAAAAAUGGUUGAACUUAUUAAAAUGACACCACCUGUAAGCAUUGCAGUCUGAUCCAAAAAUGUCUGGUGUGGAUUUUCCACUUGGAUCAUGAGACUGAGAAGAUGAUUGAAGGGCAAUAUUAGGACAGAAAAGCUGCAGAAUGAAUGCUGGAAAAAUAUUUUUAUUGCUGUUAUUGUAACUUCAAAUCACAUUAUCUUGAUCGAAAUUUGAUGGUAACACACAAUAUAAAAGAUAAAUCCCGUGUACUUUCUACACAUAUGGAAUGACCUUUUUGCAAACAAUCAGUCUACAGUUAUGAGUCUGGAAACUAUUUACUGACAGAAUAUUUCAUAUUUACAAGGUGCAAAGUUUUAAGUUUUCAGUUGAAAGAUUAAUCACUAUAUGAUAAAAAUUGCUGAGUUGAGUUUUUCCUGCUCAAAGAUGAUUUUCGUGAGAAGUGCCACUCUGCCUGUUUAUGGUUGAAAAGAUGUGCCGCCAGUUUUGCACAAAUUAUUCGAAGGUGGGCUAAUUUACACUCCCAAAGCUGACCACCACUUCUGGAAGGGCGCUUCACAUAUCUGUAUUUGUAAGGUAGCUCCAAGCCGAUGCUUCAUCUGUCUAGCAAUGUUGCAAAUUAUAUUGUUGUUAAUGAAUUAGGAUUAAAGUUAGGAUAAGAGCUAGGAUUUAUCUCUGAAGUGGAAAAAAAAGUCUACAAAUUUGAACAAUACUUCAGGACCCAUGCAACAGCUUACCACACUUCUGGAAGUCUUGAGCAGCAGCAAAAGUCUGAUAUGAAAUUUCUACAUUCCGUACUGUGUGUUAACAUGCACGUUGUUUUUUUAUUUGUUUGUUUGUCAUUUUAAAAGAAAAACAGUGUUCACUCAUCAACACACUGAUCUUUGUGGUGAUGUAUUGUGUACUAUACUGCACUCUUUUUUUAAAAAAGUUUUUAAAUCAUUAUCUCCUGCGACCCAAUCCCAGAUAAGCGGUUGAAGAUGUAUGUAUGUUAUCACCAUCUCCAUCAGCGCAACAACACUGUGUGAUGCUAAAGUUAGCUUCUUCAGUUAAAGUGUGAAACCACUCUUAGUUUGUCCUCUGAGUGUGAUGCUAAUCUUAGCCUGUCCUGUCAGUGUGUGAAGCUAAUUUUAGUUUGUCUUAUCUUAGUGUGGCGCUAAUGAGGAUUUCCAGUCACAGUGUGAUGCUAACGUUAGCAUGUCCUGUCAGUGUGUGAAAAUAGAACUAUGAAAGUGUCACAGCUCAUCAGGAAACUACUUUGUUAGCUGAAAUUUAGAAGUAGGUUGUAAUGUAGAAAUUCAUAAGUUGUCAACAAAU
Messenger RNA from Thalassophryne amazonica, 4348 nucleotides. RefSeq names its product A disintegrin and metalloproteinase with thrombospondin motifs 15-like. Gene Ontology annotation, biological process: extracellular matrix organization; proteolysis. Lineage: Eukaryota; Metazoa; Chordata; Actinopteri; Batrachoidiformes; Batrachoididae. The record is from RefSeq and is a predicted model, not a curated record. Gene Ontology annotation, molecular function: metalloendopeptidase activity; zinc ion binding.